Tupaia belangeri chinensis (Chinese tree shrew) is the source of this 748-nucleotide messenger RNA. RefSeq names its product placenta associated 1 (gene PLAC1). The coding region runs from base 1 to 636 and encodes 211 amino acids. The record is from RefSeq and is a predicted model, not a curated record. The transcript has a single exon. Lineage: Eukaryota; Metazoa; Chordata; Mammalia; Scandentia; Tupaiidae.
AUGAAAACCCUCAAGCUGAUGGGAGAGAUGGUCCUCCUCAUCUCUAUGUUUUUGGCCUGUACUGUACAAAAUCAAGUUAAUGUGCUGUGUUCCCCUGACUGGUUCAUGGUCUCUGUACACCCUUAUGUGUUGAUUGCCAAAGUAUAUGUAUACUUUCACGAGUUACAUCUGGGCCUGGGUUGCCCUCCCAACCAUGUGCGACCACAUAUUUAUGAGUUCACCUACCGUGUUACUGAAUGUGGCAUCAGGGCCGAAGCCAUCUCUGAGAAUGAGGUUAUGUACAGCUCUGAGCUCUACUAUGCUUCUAAGGGCACAAAAUCUACGUAUAUGAUCCCUGUGUCAUGCAUUACCAGCAAACAGUCCCCAUGGCUCACUUCACCCUGCCCCAUGCCAUGGACUGAAGAUAGCACUGUAACCCAGAAUGACGAGACAGACCAUGAAGUGUUUACCUUGACACAGUGCACUGAAAGGCCCAACUGUGAUUGUCCUCCUUAUGUCCUCAAUGAAGAAGAGCAUGCCCAGGCCCCACAGUACCAAGCAGAGGCUCAGGGGGCCUAUUUUGUGCAGUCACCUUACUUUGUUGAUCUUUGUGAGGAUUGGUCUCUUCGCUCUGAUGAUCUUAUUGGGUCCAUGUGAUCCUCUGAUUUAGGGUCUGUAGACCUAAAUUGGUUUCUAGAGUUAACGUACGUGUUUUAGUCAUAUCAGACUAGUAAGUUCUCUUGUGGUUCUCUAAUGUGUGCUUUUGCGA